AUGGAUCGACAACCUCCUGCUCUACCUCCAAAGAAUCUAAAAAAGUACGGGUCUUUGGCACUGGUGACAGGUCCCACUGAUGGCAUUGGAAAGGCUUUUGCCUUUGAAUUGGCUCGAAAAGUGCUAAGCUUGAUAGUGGUUCCAUUAUACGUGGCAACAAAACUUGCAUCAAUCAAGAAAAAUUCUUUCUUUGUUCCAUCGUCAACUGGUUAUGCACAGGCUGCGUUGUGGUGGAUAGGCUCUGAACCGUGUUGCACACCAUACUGGCCCCAUUCCCUUAUCUGGGGUAUGGUUUACUCAUUGCCUGUGUUUGCUGUCGAUGCAUGGCGCCUAAAAUUCUGCCUCGGAAUUAGAAAGAGGAGACAACUAAAAGAUUCGAGGAAGAAAGAAUAGAAUGUAUUCUGUUACUUUCAUUUGAUUAGCAGUUUUCAGCUUGCAUAACCAGCUAGCUCUAAGCAGUUUGGCUGGUAGAUCAGAUAAUUUUCAGCUUGCAAAAUCUAC
Ilex paraguariensis (yerba mate) is the source of this 501-nucleotide messenger RNA. Lineage: Eukaryota; Viridiplantae; Streptophyta; Magnoliopsida; Aquifoliales; Aquifoliaceae. The record is from the annotation of a GenBank genome assembly.